AUGGCCUGCCGAACAAAGGAGCUUGAGUGUGCAGUGGAUCCCUUUUGUGCUUCCCUCAUCUCAGGUCAGCAUUCCAGUUUCUUUCCAACCAACAACCGGAGUCACCUCCAGAUGAAUGAAUUUUCCUGGAAGGAUGUUACCAAUGCCUUGUCCCUGGCCAACAUGAUCCUGGGGCUCUUCUCCAUCUUCUGCAACUUCUGCGAGAAAUCCCACUGUGCCUCCUGGAUGCUUCUUAUCAGCUUCCUAUUAGACAUGGCGAUUAGAGGGAUGACCAGACACUUCCACAUCUGUUCCAAACUGGGAGUUGAGCUGAAUGACUUGGCUGUCUUCACCACCUUUGGACUGGCCUCAGCUCUGCUUCUAGGCGUGGAAGGGCCUCUGAACGGGUUCCUGGCCAUCAUCUAUGUGUUAGCUGCUUCUUUCCGCCUAUGUUUUUAUUCAACUGGCAUUCCCUUCACAUAUAAGGGUCUACCCUGCUCCUAUGCUUCCAGUGUUUUGGCCUCCACCUCCCUUCUGACCAAAGGCAACCCGUUCAUUCUCUCUUGCAUGGCUUCACUCAUGAUUCUAUUCAUGAUAGACCAAAGCUACUACCCACAUGAUGAAAUCCUGGAGUCCGAGAGCUGGAAAAAAAUGGUUUAUCUGGGAGGUGUCAUCACGUUGCUUUUGUCUCCAUUCUCACUAACAGCUUUUUACUACCUGAUGUGGUCACUCUCGUACAUCUUCUUUCCAGACGCUCUGUGGGGCAAGGCAGCAUGUUUUAGGCUACAGCAUCAAAAAAACUAA
Pteropus alecto (black flying fox) is the source of this 783-nucleotide messenger RNA. RefSeq names its product transmembrane protein 269 (gene TMEM269). Bases 1 to 783 code for a protein of 260 amino acids. The record is from RefSeq and is a predicted model, not a curated record. The transcript is spliced from 6 exons. Lineage: Eukaryota; Metazoa; Chordata; Mammalia; Chiroptera; Pteropodidae.